AGUAAUAGCGUGCUGCGUUCUUAAAAACAUUCCCAUGUUAUCACCUUCUCCAAAUGCAUAUAUUGUAGAAUUUUAAACACACAUGUAUUGCGUUUUGUUCAGUCAUAAUAACGAGUCGUUAGUAAGAUGAAGUGUGUUGUUGUAUUGUGCGUCACGGUGGGUUCGGUGCUUGCCUUGGAUAAUGGCUUGGCUCUUACUCCGCCUAUGGGUUGGUUGACCUGGCAGCGAUUUAGAUGCAUUACAGAUUGUAACAAAUAUCCCGAUGAAUGUAUAAGCGAAACUCUCAUAAAACGGACUGCGGAUAAAAUGAUAAGCGACGGUUACCUAGCCGCGGGGUACAAUUACGUCGGGAUAGAUGAUUGCUGGAUGGAGCAUGAUCGUGACCGCGAGGGGCGGCUGGUCGCUAACGGGACUCGCUUCCCGAACGGCAUGAAGUAUAUUGGGGAUUACUUACACAACAAAGGCUUAAAAUUCUUCUUAUACCAAGACUACGGGAAUAAAACAUGUGCGGGAUACCCUGGUGUUCUUGGACAUGAAAAAACUGACAUCGACUCUUUUGUGGGUUGGGGCGUCGACUAUAUCAAACUGGAUGGCUGCAAUGUUGAAGUAUCGAAAAUGGAUACUGGCUAUCCGGAAUUUGGUAGAAUGAUGAAUGAUAGUGGUCGACCAAUGGUGUACUCGUGCAGUUGGCCGGCCUACCAAGAAAAGCCAGACUACGCCUCCAUAAAGGAGCACUGCAAUCUAUGGCGGAAUGCAGAUGACAUUCAGGACUCUUGGGCGUCUCUAACAAGUAUAAUGGAUUGGUUCGCUGACCGACCGGAAUUGGCGACUUAUGCUGGUCCUGGCCAUUGGAACGAUCCUGAUAUGUUGCUAAUUGGAAACUUUGGUCUCUCGGAAGAUCAAGCACGUGUUCAAAUGGCUGUUUGGUCCAUAUUGGCUGCACCAUUAAUGAUGAGUGUAGACCUUGAUACUAUAAAAGAUGAAUUUAAACAGAUUCUACUAAACUCUAAGGUGAUCGAAGUAGAUCAAGAUGAGUUGGGAAAGCAAGGUAUGAGGGUGUGGAACAAGUCUAAAUGUGAGAUAUGGACCCGAGAGCUCUCAACGGGCUUCGCUGUCGCGUUUGUGAACAGGCGAGAUGACGGCGCACCUUACACUUUAAAAGUUACAUUUGAUGACAUGAAAAUACCCAAACAAAACUAUAUCGUUCAGGAGUUAUUUGACCAAGAAAAUAUAAGAAACAUUAAGGGCCAUGACGAUAAAUUCGAAACUCGUGUGAAUCCAUCAGGUGUGAAGUUCUAUAAGUUUGUACCGGGACAAAAUAAUGAAGUAAAACGGUCCGCAGAAGUCAUCUAUCUCUUAACAUAAUAUUUAUUUUAAAUACAUAAUUCUUAAGUACAAUUAACACAAAACAUAAUCACAAUUUUGAAAUAAAUUAUUGAGAUAAGUUUAUA
This is a messenger RNA of Colias croceus (clouded yellow), 1451 nucleotides long. Its product is annotated as alpha-N-acetylgalactosaminidase-like. Lineage: Eukaryota; Metazoa; Arthropoda; Insecta; Lepidoptera; Pieridae. Gene Ontology annotation, biological process: glycoside catabolic process; oligosaccharide metabolic process; glycosylceramide catabolic process. Gene Ontology annotation, molecular function: alpha-galactosidase activity. The transcript is spliced from 10 exons. Gene Ontology annotation, cellular component: cytoplasm. The record is from RefSeq and is a predicted model, not a curated record. Bases 127 to 1365 code for a protein of 412 amino acids.